CCGGAGAUCGCAUAACCCAGGCUGGGACUCAACCUACGCCGCGCUUCUAUUAACAACCAACUUGUUCGCCGAAGACCCCUCUCUCAGUUUCACAGACAGCCGUGAACUCAGUAAUCCGCCGCGCUGCUGCCUCCAGCCCUGCUGUGGUUACAAGAGGUGACAUGGAGAACAGCGGGAACAUCUGUCAGCAUCUGGCCAUCGCUAUAUUCCUCUUCUGUUCUUAUACCGCCACACACGGCAAACCAGUGGAUGGAAUUAACAUCAAGAAGAGGUCAGUCACGGAGCACCAGUUCAUGAACGACAAGGCCAGGUCAAUCCACGACUUGCGGCGACGGAUCUGGCUCAACAACGUAAUGGGAGAGAUACACACAGCUGUGAGCCGCGAGGUGGCCGAGCGGCCGCCGCCACGUUCCGCCAGAGUGCCCGUGCUUCUCAUCAACGUGGGGCCCAAGAACAGCACCAACGCGGUCACCAGGACGGCGGGAAGAGAGGAGGACAAGCCGGGCGCAAACAGGCACCAGAACGCCAGGAAGAACGGGAGGAGGAAGAAACAGGGCAAUAACAGCAGGCGCAAGGCGCAGAGAGGCCGGGAGGAGAACCGCAGGCGCGCCCGCUCCCCCGUGACCCAGCCCGGCACCGGAGUCGUCCCAAGCCUCUCCCCACCGGCCAACUCCCGCUCUAUCGCCCCGGUAACUACCGCCGCUUGAAUGAUUGAAAGAUACAGUAUGGAAACAGGCCCUUCGACCCACCGAGUCCACGCCGACCCCCUUCACACUAGUUCUAUGUUAUCCCACUUUCUCAUCAACCCACCCCUUGCCCGUUUCACAGCUAAAUUAACCGACAAACUGCAUGACUUUGGAGUGUGGGGGGGAGCCGGAGAAAACCCACGCGGUCACAGGGAGAACAUGCAAACUCCACACACA
Amblyraja radiata (thorny skate) is the source of this 923-nucleotide messenger RNA. RefSeq names its product parathyroid hormone-related protein. NCBI's taxonomy places the organism in Eukaryota, Metazoa, Chordata, Chondrichthyes, Rajiformes, Rajidae. Gene Ontology annotation, cellular component: extracellular region. Gene Ontology annotation, biological process: bone mineralization. Gene Ontology annotation, molecular function: hormone activity. The record is from RefSeq and is a predicted model, not a curated record. The transcript is spliced from 3 exons. The coding region runs from base 162 to 707 and encodes 181 amino acids.